AUGCCUCCUCGAAAGCGCGCGCGUGGCGGAGCGACCUCUGCCUCAACGCCGGCUCGCGACGACGAUGCCAUGGACGUUGACACACCCCAGCCCGCACCCGCCUCGCCCGUCAAGGAACAAAUGCCCGGCUAUAAUUCCCUGUGGACAGACGACCAAGUAUCAUCCCUCUUCAAAGGCGUGAUUCGAUGGAAACCUGCCGGCAUGCACAAGCACUUCCGCAUGAUCGCCAUCUCCGAGCACCUUCGCAACCACGGCUUCGACCCGGACCUGCACCAGCACACGCGCAUCCCCUACAUCUGGCAGAAGCUGCGCGCCUACUACAACCUCGACCUCAUCGACGACCGCGAGAACAUUGACGACGAGGACGACGAGGGCGAGCGCUACAUCGACUUUGUCCUGCCCCAUGACGACUUCAUUAUGCCCAUGAUGCACCGCGCCAUCGCCGACCCGAGCGAGGCGCCCACCUCCCCGGCACAGCUCGACGUCUCCCCACCGCCGCCGCACAGGCGCAGCCGAGGAUACGGAGGAUGGCACGGAUGCGGCGCCGCCGUCGCCGGUGCAGAAGCAGACGAGGGGCACGCGUGGGGGCCGCAGGCGCGCGGCGAGCAAGGCGGAGAAGGCGGAGACGACCGAGGAGGACGAGCCGGAGGAAGAGGCCGACGACGACGACGCAGAGAGCGACGAUGGUACGAGUGA
This is a messenger RNA of Cordyceps fumosorosea ARSEF 2679, 696 nucleotides long. Its product is annotated as CT20 family protein. Gene Ontology annotation, cellular component: NuA4 histone acetyltransferase complex; nucleus. Gene Ontology annotation, biological process: regulation of transcription by RNA polymerase II. The record is from RefSeq and is a predicted model, not a curated record. The coding region runs from base 1 to 696 and encodes 231 amino acids. The transcript is spliced from 2 exons. NCBI's taxonomy places the organism in Eukaryota, Fungi, Ascomycota, Sordariomycetes, Hypocreales, Cordycipitaceae.